CCGUCUGUUCCCAGCCCUUCAUUUCCUCCGUCACUUCGCAGCUGAACUAAACGAUGUCGAAAGCCGAAAAACGUGCCAAGUUCGAGAAGGUGUACACCGUCAUCCGUGAUGAGCUCGUCGAGCAUAUCAAAGCGCAAGGCAUGCCUGCUGAGGCUAUCGCUUGGUACACCAAGAACUUCGACUACAACGCUCCAGGUGGUAAGCUCAACCGCGGCCUGUCUGUCGUCGAUUCCGUUCAGAUACUCAAGGGGCGUGCCUUGACGGAUGAGGAGUACUUCAAGAGCGCUGUCCUGGGCUGGUGUGUUGAGCUCCUACAAGCAUUCUUCCUCGUCUCGGACGAUGUCAUGGACUCGAGCAUCACCCGCCGCGACCAGCCGUGUUGGUACCGCAACGAGGGUGUUGGCCUUAUCGCGAUUAACGACGCAUUCUUGCUCGAGGCCGCCAUCUACUGGCUCCUGAAGAAGCACCUCCGUGGGGACAAGUCAUAUAUCAACUUGGUCGAGGCGUUCCACGAGGCAAGCUUACAGACGGAGUUUGGCCAGCUCCUCGAUCUCAUCACUGCCCCUGAGGACAAGGUUGAUCUCAGUAAGUUCUCACUCGAGAGGCACCGUCUCAUCGUGCUCUACAAGACCGCGUUCUACUCCUUCUACCUGCCCGUUGCACUCGCUAUGUACUUCAGCGGCAUCUCGCACCAGGAGUCGCAGGACCCGUAUGCACUCGCAUCCUCGAUCUUGCUCCCCCUCGGCGAGUACUUCCAGGUUCAAGACGACUACCUCGACUUUGCGGGCACGCCGGAGCAGAUUGGCAAGAUCGGCACAGACAUCAUUGACAACAAGUGCUCGUGGUGCAUCAAUACUGCGCUUGCGUCCGCGAACGCCGAGCAGCGCGCUGUGCUCGAUGCCAAUUACGGCCGCAAGGACGCCGCGGCGGAGCAGCGCAUCAAGCAGAUCUUCAACGCCACCGGCGUCCACGAGAAGUAUGCCAAGUACGAGGAGGACGCGUACAAGCGCAUCAUGGGCCUCAUCCAGACCAUCCCCGAAGCUGGUCUGGGUGCCGAGGGCGAGGUGAAACUCAAGCGCGAGGUCUUCGUGAGCUUCCUCGAGAAAAUUUACAAGAGGCAAAAGUGAACGGAAUAAUGAUUUGGCUUUGAUACUUGUAUACCUUUCAUUUUGAGCCAACCAUCUGGUAUUUAUGGAUUGCUUGUGGGCG
This is a messenger RNA of Phanerochaete carnosa HHB-10118-sp, 1209 nucleotides long. RefSeq lists its product as uncharacterized. Gene Ontology annotation, cellular component: cytoplasm. Gene Ontology annotation, molecular function: (2E,6E)-farnesyl diphosphate synthase activity; dimethylallyltranstransferase activity. The coding region runs from base 54 to 1127 and encodes 357 amino acids. The transcript is spliced from 5 exons. Lineage: Eukaryota; Fungi; Basidiomycota; Agaricomycetes; Polyporales; Phanerochaetaceae. Gene Ontology annotation, biological process: trans, trans-farnesyl diphosphate biosynthetic process. The record is from RefSeq and is a predicted model, not a curated record.